Messenger RNA from Cicer arietinum (chickpea), 702 nucleotides. RefSeq lists its product as uncharacterized. The record is from RefSeq and is a predicted model, not a curated record. Lineage: Eukaryota; Viridiplantae; Streptophyta; Magnoliopsida; Fabales; Fabaceae. Gene Ontology annotation, molecular function: nucleic acid binding; zinc ion binding.
AUGAAAGAAGAUGAAGUUGUGGCAGAUUACUUCAAUCGUGUGCAGGUUGUUGUUAAUAAUAUGAGAACAAAUGGCGAAUUAAUAACUGAAUUGAUGGUUAUUGAAAAGAUCCAUAGAACAUUAACACAAAGGAACAAUCAAAUAAUGGUGGCAAUUGAAGAAUCAAAGGAUCUUUAUAAGAUGAAGGUGAAGGAUUUGCAUGGCUCUCUUGAAGCUCAUGAACUGAGAGCCCUGCAAGCCCAAGGUAGCAAGCAAACUAGCCAAGGCGAUGUGAAGCACAAGAAAGGCAAAGGUAAAUUCAAGUGGUACAAGAAGUAUGAUUCUGAUGAAGGGGAUGGAAAUUCAAGAAAUCAAAAUAUAAGUGAUAACAACAUCAAGAAUUCGAAUGGCAAGAAGAAAUUCAACAAGAAAGGAAUCCAAUGUUACAAUUGUAAAAAAUGGGAGCAUUUUGCAAAUGAAUGCAUAUCCAAGAAGGUACAAAGAGAGAACGCUGAAGCUCAAAUGGCAGCUGACGAUUCAGACUCAUAUAAGGUGUUGUUAAAGGCUACAACAAAAUCAGAUAAUGAUUGCCCAGAGCAGUGGUACCUUGACACAAGUAGUUCAAAUCACUUGAUUGGCCAUAAAGAUUGGUUUGUGAGCAUUGAUGAGAAGGUGAAAAGGGAGAACAAAUUUGCAGAUAAUAGUUCAAUAACUGAAGAAUGA